Messenger RNA from Pundamilia nyererei, 1452 nucleotides. Its product is annotated as TRPM8 channel-associated factor homolog. The transcript is spliced from 4 exons. Lineage: Eukaryota; Metazoa; Chordata; Actinopteri; Cichliformes; Cichlidae. Gene Ontology annotation, molecular function: transmembrane transporter binding. Gene Ontology annotation, biological process: positive regulation of protein targeting to membrane. Gene Ontology annotation, cellular component: plasma membrane. The coding region runs from base 28 to 1452 and encodes 474 amino acids. The record is from RefSeq and is a predicted model, not a curated record.
GUCUACAGAGUGUAAAUCCUCUACACUAUGUCAUCUAACCAAUCAUUCAAAAGCCAACAUGAAGAGGCCUACGCCUCCCUGAUGAGAGGCCUGAAGGAGCUGGACCUACAGGGACCCUGUGUUCCCAGUGACCUGGUCCUGAUUGGAGACCAUGCCUUUCCUUUAGCAAUGAACAGCCGAGGUCAGGUGCUGAUUGCUGCCUCUCUGUACGGCAGUGGAAGGAUUGUGGUCCUGGGUCAUGAGGGCUACUUGACAGCCUUUCCUGCUCUAGUAGAAAAUGCUGUGACCUGGCUGAGAGGUGAUGGAUCUGAUAACCUCUCAGUAGGGGUGCAGAGAAAUGUCAGUGCUGUUGCUAAUAACCUCCAAAAACCCAGCUUCCAAGUAGAAGUUGUGGGAGCCUUCAGUGACAGACUGGAAGUUGGUGUUUAUGUGACCGAUGCCUACAGCCUGGGCUCAGACCCAACAGAGCUGGUGGCGUUUCUGAAAGCUGGAGGAGGGGUGCUGAUAGCUGGGCAGGCGUGGAGUUGGGCUGCAAAUCACCCCAAAGAGAACACACUGCAUCAGUUUGAUGGGAAUAAAGUGUCAGGAGUGGCAGGAAUCUACUUCACUGAGCGUUAUGGUGAGGCGGAGAACCUGCCUGUCUACCCUCAGAUCCCGUCCUCCUGGAAGUCGUUAACGACAGGAAAGGACUUCAAGGAUGACUUAGAGUUCUUACUCCAAGGGGUUUCAGAGUUCGACCUACCAUCUGAUUGUGUAUUUUCUGAGGUUCUAGUCCACGGACCGCUAGCAUUUCCCAUCGGAACUACAGAAGAUGGACGUCCAUUCCUGGCAGGAGCCUACUAUGGGCGAGGACGGGUCAUUGUGGUUACACAUGAAGCAUAUCUAGCAGUCGAGAGCAUGGCUCCAUUUUGGAGAAAUGCCAUUCACUGGUUGGAUGAAGGGCGCAGAGGGGUUGUUGGUGUCAUGGUGGAUCCUGCACUCAAGGUUCUCAGCAAGUCAGGGCUGAAGUGCGAGAAGACAAACUUCAGGAAAGACCUCAGUGUGUUUGUGUGUACAGCCUAUAUCACUGAGCAUUUGGAGGAAAUCCAAAACUUUGUGGCAGAGGGAGGAGGCCUGCUGAUUGGAGGACAUGCCUGGUGGUGGGCGCAGACACAUGCUGGGCAAAAUCCACUUACAGAUUUCUCAGGUAUCAAAAAAUGCACAACAAGGCUCCAGGAAAAGUUUGGCUGGGAUGCCUUUAAGAAGGUGUUUGCUGCGUACCACCACAUGAGCAACUUUCCUGAUGACAACGGCACAAAAAUGAACCUGUAUGCUGAGACUUUCUCCCAGACUGUGGGGAUGAACCUGACCGGCUUCUUCAAGGCCUGGGGCUGGCCCAUCAAAACAGCCACUGAGAGGAAACUGUCCCAGCUGCCUUAUUGGAAUGAUCACCCCAUGAUCCAGUACAGAUGA